AUGCGGCUGCCACCCCCGGAGGUUGUGGCCUCGUGGCCCGUCCCCAACUACAUCAACCCAGAGAAGCAAGGACCCACGCUACUCAUUGUCGAGCUUACCACUCUCUCAAUUGCCCUCAUUUGUCUCGGCUUGCGGCUCUAUGCACGGAAACAAAGGUUGGGUGUGCUUGCAGCGGAUGACUGGUUGAUGAUAGCCGCGGCGCCCUUCGGUAUCGGUGUCACUACCUGCGUCGUUCUGGCCUUUGUCCGGUAUGGUUGGGAUGUCCACGUUUGGGACUUGACCUUCGAAAAGAUCCUGUCCGGCCGCAAGGUAUCCUUUGCGGCCCAGGCCCUGUUUGUCCCUGCUACCGCGCUGGCAAAGCUCUCGAUCCUGUAUAGUUAUCUCCGCCUCGCACAGACUAAACCCAGGUUCAGACGCGCGAUUUAUGGCGCUAUGGUUUUCGUCGUGGCCUUGAACGUUUGCUUCAUUUUCGUCCUUUUCUUCCAAUGCAGGCCAUCGCGAUUGUGUGUCGGAAGCGGCGACGCUGCUGAGCCAAGCCAGCACAACAGCCGUCGCCGACUUUGUCGUGUGGGUGUUGCCGAUACCGGUAUUCUACUGCACGCGGAUGGAACUGCGGAAACGGCUCGGCGUCAUCGCCCUCUUCAGCUUCGGCAUGUUCGUCGUCAUCGCGGCCUGUAUCCGUGCUACUGGAUCCAUUAUGUGGUCCAGGAGACGUAUGAUGUUACAUGGUAUGGGUUCCAUCUGUGGUUGUGGACGGCCCUCGAGGUCCAUCUAGGCAUCAUCUGCGGCUGCGUUCCUUGGAUGAGGUCCCUGUCCACCCUCAGGCGGGACAAGAGAAAUGCCAGAGCGCAAAAGGGAACUAUCGGCAACGUUAGCAGCGUCGCCGAACUCAUCAACAUGGACAGCAGCCGUCGGCGUUCCCUAGGGCAGGCCGCAAAGGUAACCGAAGGGGGUCCCGUGGUGAGAGUGGGCAGUAUCGCGUCCACGUCGACGAGGCGGGGCGGGGGUUCUCAAAGACUGGGGGGCGUGGUCAGGGGAUAUUUAGAGGACAUUGAGAGAGGUUCGAUAUACAGCAUUCCGCCUCCACCUGUGCCGGUGGAACCAGCUACCGCGGUGCCGGUCAAUAAAUCGGUGCGACCAGCCCACGCCGAGCUGCGAACCGACCGGCCGGUGGGACUGGCAGUCGACCACGUCCCCCCCAACACGCCGGGAUUGGCAUUGUGA
This is a messenger RNA of Chaetomium globosum CBS 148.51, 1224 nucleotides long. RefSeq lists its product as uncharacterized. Bases 1 to 1224 code for a protein of 407 amino acids. The transcript is spliced from 4 exons. The record is from RefSeq and is a predicted model, not a curated record. Lineage: Eukaryota; Fungi; Ascomycota; Sordariomycetes; Sordariales; Chaetomiaceae.